Messenger RNA from Hemicordylus capensis (graceful crag lizard), 7140 nucleotides. It is a transcript of the gene NKAIN1, whose product is annotated as sodium/potassium transporting ATPase interacting 1. The coding region runs from base 545 to 1168 and encodes 207 amino acids. Lineage: Eukaryota; Metazoa; Chordata; Lepidosauria; Squamata; Cordylidae. The transcript has 7 exons. The record is from RefSeq and is a predicted model, not a curated record. Gene Ontology annotation, biological process: regulation of sodium ion transport.
GGCGGAGAAACAAUGGAGAGGCGCUUCCUCUGAGCGCUCCGCGAGGAGGACGCUCGCUUCUCCCAUGCAAAGCGGGGCAAAGUCCGCGCCGCCCCUGCCGCCGACGCCUCGUUCCCUGCUCUCCCUUCCCUGGCUUGCUCCCGGGAGAUGAGUGGUGGCGACAACGCCUGAUCCGGGAGAGAGAGAGAGAGGAAAGCGAAGGGGAAGGCAAGAUUGAGAGGAGCCUGGGAAUGGAGCGAGGGUCCUGCUGGCGGCCGGCGGGGAGGCGCGGCGGCGACAGGAGAUAAUGCCGCCUCCUGCCUGGGCUGCCGCCGGGGCCGUGCCGCUUGCACGCUGCCGUUGAAGGCUGGCAGCAGACAAAGGGCGGGCGGGCAGGAGAGGACCCGGCCGCCUUGGCUUGGCCCGACGGCGGAGGAUGGCAGGCUGCUGCGGCUUGCUGCUGCUGCUGGUGCCCUCGGAGUGAGGUUGUUCCUGGCAACGCCGGCAGAGGAUCGCUGAAGCUGGAGGAGGAGGAGGAAGGAGAAGGCAGCUGGCCAAGGCGACCAUGGGGAAAUGCAACGGGCGCUGCACGCUGGUCGGCUUCUGCUGCCUGCAACUGGUAGCAGCCUUGGAGAGGCAGAUUUUUGACUUCCUGGGUUAUCAGUGGGUGCCUAUCCUGGCUAAUUUUUUACACAUUAUGGUGGUCAUCCUAGGCAUCUUUGGCACCAUUCAGUACAGAUCCAAAUACCUCAUACUGUAUGCAGUGUGGCUUGUGCUGUGGGUUGGAUGGAAUGCAUUCAUCAUCUGUUUUUACCUGGAAGUAGGACACCUUUCACAGGACCGAGACUUCAUCAUGACCUUUAAUACAUCACUGCAUCGUUCAUGGUGGAUGGAAAAUGGUCCUGGUUGCCUGGUGACCCCAGUGAUGAACUCCAAACUGGCCCUCGAGGACCAUCACGUCAUCACAGUCACUGGGUGCUUGCUUGAUUAUCAGUAUAUUGAGGUGGUGAGCAGCGCAAUGCAGAUAUUCCUUGCGCUCUUCGGAUUUGUCUAUGCCUGCUAUGUCAGCAAAGUGUUCAUGGAGGAAGAAGACAGCUUUGAUUUCAUUGGAGGAUUUGAUUCAUAUGGUUACCAGGCACCACAGAAGAUGUCACAUUUGCAGCUACAGCCUUUGUAUACCUCUGGAUAACAGUUGCAUCACCUGCAAUGAACUGGCCUUUGGGACCUGUGCAAAAAUGCAAGGAAGCAGGGAUGCUGGAUACAACGGACUGUUCCAAAGGCGAAUGGCAGACAUCACUGCUGGAGAUUUUGCGUGGCUCAAGCACUUCCCAGAGACCACACAUCUCUUUUCAUUUCUUUUCUUCGCACACCUGGGUAGCCACAAGAGGGCCACGCGCAUUCUCUGAAACACCCGCCAAAGGUGUUUCUCCUAUAGGCGCGCUCACAGCCCAAACGGUUCUGCUGGGACUGAGGAAUGGAAAAGAAGCUCAGCGCUCCCCCUGCUGGCCAGCGUUUGUUUGUGCUGCUGGUAACUCCAGCGCGAAUGAAGAACCUCAAGCUUAGGGCAAUAUGAUUUUCAGAGAGGGUAAGGAAAAGCCCUUUCUAAAGAAGAUCUCUCUUUUUUUGGUGGGGGUGGGGGUGGUUGUUUUUUUAAAAGACUUAUUCUCGAUCCAUUCCUAUGGUCUCAUUUGCUUCUGAGCAAAUGGCUUGGUGGUGUGGUGCAGCUGCAAGAUAAUCCGUCCAUCGCAAUAAAGUGGGAAGCGUGGGGAAUCUCCAAUGGGAGCGUUCACCAGAGUCUGAAAUCUGUCAUCCCCCCUCUUCAGUCAGUUUCACACACACCCCCAACCAGUUCGACAAUUUAAGUGAGCGUCAAUUUAACAUGCACAUGAUUCUGGCAAGCACAUAGGUUUCUUUUCGUACCGGGCAUGGUGUCUUUUCUUCUCCAACCAGCCUCGAGGCAAGAUCUUAUGGGUCUUGAUGCUUCCUAUAGGAUGUUGAGAGCAGUUUUGAAUCUCUUCAAGGGACCAUUGAAGGCAUUCCCAUACUUCUCUUAACCAUGGAUGCCUCCUGUGUUGCCUCUAUUUCUCUGGCUAAGGAAAUAAAAUACAGCAAGGGUGUUACCUGACCGGCAGGAACUCCUGAUAUAGCUUUUUUUAUUUCCCCCAAAAAAGCAAUCACAGGGGGAUUCAAUUUGCCUCAAGGCAGGGGUUCUCAUUUGUGGGUCCCUAGCAGUGUUCCCUGUGAGAGGGAUUCCCAGAUAUUGUUGACUGCAACUUCCAUUAUCCCCAGCUAAAGGCCAAUGCAGCUGGGGAUCAUGGGAGCUGUAGUCAACAAUAUGAUCUGAUCAUCAAUAAUCCACCAUAUCUGGGAAUCCCUCGUACAGGGAACACUGGUCCCUCUUGUGUUCCCUGUAAGAGGGAUUCCCAGAUGUUGCUGAUUACAACUCCCAUCCUACCCAGCUGCAGUGGCCUUUGGCUGUGGAUUAUGGGAGUUGUAGUCAACAAUAUCUGAGAAUCCCUCUUACAGGGAAUCCCUCUUACAGAGAAUCUCUCUUACUGGUCCCUAGAUGUCGUUGGACAGCUUCCACCAUCCCCAGCCACAAUGGUCUUUGGUCACGCUGGCUGAGGCGGUGAUGGGAAUCAAAGUUGUGCAGCCCUCCCAUAGAGAGAGAGAGAGACACAUACACCCCGGCUUCUGCCGAUAUCCUUUGAAGAGUUCCGUAGACCGUCCGGAAGAAGAGUGCAUGUUUCUGGUUGGGCUGUGAUCUGGCUCUAUGCAGUGCAACAAAGCUGCAAAAGCCCUGUACGGAACGCUGCAGACUUUGGUCUCUGGUCAUUGUGGCUGGGGACACAAAUAGGACGGAUAUUUAUAUACUGCUUCUCAAAAGCAGUCUAUACUGAAAUAAAAAUGGCUCCUUAUCCCCAAAGGGCUCACAAUCUAAAAAAGGAAACAUAAGAAAGACACCCGCAACAGCCACUGGAGGGAUGUUGUGCUGGGGAUGGAUAGGGUCGGUUCCUCUCCCCCUGCUCAAUAAAGAGAAUCGCCACUUUUAAAAGGUGCCUCUUUGCUCGGUUGGCAGGGGAUGAUGGGAGUUGUAGUCCAACAUCUAGGGACCCAAGUUUGAGAACCCCCGCAUCAAGCAUACAUUUACAGUUGCAUGUCCAUAUUUACAGAAACUUUCUCACCAUGAGGCCUCCGUAAUUCUUCUGUAUUCACUCGUUCUUAUAAGGCUGUGUACAAAUAUCACGUUGUAAGAGCAAUCACUGUGCUUUUUUUAACCCUUUGGGGUGAACCCAGCCUCCUCCUAUAUGCAAAGGUGGAGAGAUAUGUCCCAGCAAUUCCACCAUGGAUUGAGUCAUAAUUUACCCCUCCUUCCAUACUUCAAAUAGGCUGCCUUUCUUUUUAUGUUUUAAAGUGCCCUGUGUACAUUUAUUCAAUUAAAUGUCCACUCAUUGCCUUUAACACACACACACACACAAUUUUUUUAAAGUUGUGUAACUUCGAGGAUGAAGUGGGUGGGUCAUGAUGUCCCAGGGUGCAGCCAAUCAGUGCUGUGCUUUGCUGGGAUCUGCAAACAGGCAGAACUGGCUUUUCCUGAGCUCAGCCCUGAAGAGGAAAGCGUCCACUAGACCAGAGUACAGUGAGUGCGCUUGCAGCUGCAAAGAACAGCUUCACUGCUCAAAUAAUGGGUCAUCUGAUUAUAGCCGACAUCGGUGCUCCUGUGGCUAAAGGAAGGUACAGCCUGUGAACUUCCAUCACUGAAAUGUUUCAGUGAGCGAACAAUCUGUGAAGUCAUUGAUCAGACACUGUGAACAGUCUGCCUUUUGGUUAGAACCUAAAACGAAAGGUCCCGGAGCAUGGGAGUCAGUAGCCGCUCAAGCUCCUGGGGCACUUGAGCUGGGGGACCCAGAUGCCACCUCCUCCCAUGGAACAAAGAGCACUGACCAAGGUUUUCUCCACCCCGCCAGUUUUCCCCCCAUGCACAGUUCCCCCCUCCCACUCCAACGGUGCUCUUCUCUCUCCGUCCACCCCACUGUCAAAGCAGUUUACAUUGAAAAAUAAAUAAUGCAUAAAUAAGAUGGCUCCCCUGUCCCCAAAGGGCUCGCAAUCUACAAAGAAACCUAAAUUCGACACCAGCAACAGCCACUGGAGGGAUGCUGUGCUGGGGACGGAUAGGGCCAGUUGCUCUCCCCCUGCUAAAUAUAAGAGGAUCGCCACUUUAAAAAGGGGUCUCUUUGCACAGUUUGGCUCACCUUUAAAAGGUGUCUCUUUCCUCAGCUGGAGGUGACAGGUGCUGGAUUUCUUUCCCCCUGCAGCCAUAGAGCAGGGCUGCACAACUUCAGCCCUCCUGCAGACAUUGGACCACAACCCCCAUCAUCCCCGACUACUGGCCUUGUGGCUGGGGAUGAUGGGAGUUGUAGUCUAAAACCAGCUGGAUGGCUGGAUUUGUAUAGCCAUGCCACCGAGAAAGUAACAUCAUACAGUUGCUGGGCAGUGUUCCCUGUAAGAGGGAUUCCCAGAUGUUGACUACAAUUUCCAUCAUUCCCAGCUGCAGUGGCCUUUGCCUAUGGAUUAUGGGAGUUGUAGUCCACAAUUUCUGGGAAUCCCUGUUACAGGGGACACUGUAGCUGAGUCUCCUGUAUCCUUUGGCGCUCUGUGGCCUGUCUGGAAGAAGAGUGCUUGUUUCGGGUUGGGUUGUGAUUUGGCAUGACAAAGCUGCAUGGAAUGACCUAUACUGAGCUCUGCUAAUCGACAGGCUUGCAGAAACUGUAUUGGUGGUGGUACAGUCUGAAAGCCUGAUUGUCACACUGCCCCAUCCUACCCAUGCUGGGUGGCACGUUCUUGGACUUUGUGAUACCUUCUCCCUCCAACUGAGUACUUUAGUUCGAAAGGCGUGCUAAAUUUAAUGCUCAACGUGCUGUGAGGAAAACAGCGAUUGCAGAAAAGCCCUGCCUUAUUCACAGGCUGAAACGAAUACCCACAUCCUUCUGAGGGAUGUGGUUAAUUCAUACGCAGGAGAUCCUCAGACCUACAACACACCUGGUUCCUGAGAACUAUGUCUUAAGUCAAAGAACGUUAAUGCGGGACCUAUAGCAGGGGGUCCCCAAGCUAUGGCACUGCAAGUGUUGCUGAACUACACAUCCCAUCGCCCCAGCGAUGUACUGUGGCUAGGGAUGAUGGGUGUUGUAGGUCAUCAACAUCUGCAGUACCAAAGGUUGGGGACCCCUGACCUAUAGGAAACAAUGCUACAAAUGGGUGUUUGGUUCCUGAACCAUGGCUGGAUAACCGAUUCCCCCCGCCACACACACACACUGCUACUGUGAAAGCUGUUGGUGCCUCAGUCACAUAUGUGCAGACUUGCAGCAAAGAAGUUGAUGGUGGAGAAUCAGAAGUUGCUCACCCCUGCCAUCCACUCCCAUUCCAAUCCCUUCCUGGCUCAUUCUCUUUCCCAUGGAAGGGAGACCACUGGGUAGUUGUACUCCCCCUCCUCCUCAGCACUGUUCCCUCUAACAGGGAUUCCCAGAUGUUGUUGACUACAACUCCCAUAAUCCCCAAGCAAAAGCCACUGCAGCUAGGGAUUCUGGGAGUUGUAGUCAACCACAUCUGGGAAUCCCUCUUAGAGGGAACAGUGUUCCUCAGCAAUAAUUAGGGAAGGAAGGAGGGUAGUCAGGAAGUGGUAUGUGGGCUGUGAAUGGAACAGCUGAUCUCCUCUUCACCAUCACAGCACAGCAGUUGAACCUGGAAGAGGAGGAAAAGCAGAAGCAGCAGUGGGGAGGAUCAUCUUGGUUGGACCAGUCUGCCAGUCCCUCCACAGGAAGCUGCAGAGUCAGACCAUUGCUCCAUCUCGCUCAGUAUUAGCUACACAGACUGGCAGCGGCUUCUCCAAGGUUACAGGCAGGGGUCUCAGGCCAAUCUGGAGAAGCUAGGGAGGGAACUCGGAACCUUCUGCAUGGAAGCAGGCAGAUGCUCUUCCCAGAGCGGCCCCAUCCCUUCUCUUAACAGGGCUCACACAUGUACAGGGAUCUCCCAUUCAAAUGCAAACCAUUGUGGACUCUGCUUAGCAAAGGGGGCAAUUCAUGCUUGCUGCCCCAAGACCAGCUCUCCUCCCAUUCAUCCACCCCCUUUAGUCCACACACCUGCAGCCAUCUAGCACAGCUUCCCUCUCAUGGCAAGUGUCGUAAAAUGAAACACAGUUGUAAAGUUGAAACAAGGUGGCAGUUUGCAAACACGUUAAGUGCUGUUUGUCGUAACCUGGACUGUCUUUAAGUGGAGGACUUCCUGUAUGGACAUCAGAUAGGAUUCUAAUGAUCUUGUUCAUGUGGUCCUUAUUUUGUUUAAGCAUAUGCUUCCAGUCCUUAACUUGAUAACUGCCUAGAAUAGGGCUAUUUGCUCCUUGGUCCACACUAGCAAAAAUCAUGAACGCUACUCCCCACUGGCCCCAUGAGGAGAACACGUGUAAACAGAGGCUGCAGUCCUCUGCACAAAUACAGAUGUGAAUCAGUUGGCAGAGGCUAAGAAACAGGCGUUUAGAAGUGUAUCAUAACUCUCAUAGAUGUGCAACCCACUCCUACGAUGCACGUUUUCUCUGCAGUGAGUCCCGUUGAUUCCAACGGAACUUACUCCAGGUUAGUGGGCCUAAGGUUGCAGCCCUAGUGAUUUAUAUGGAAGUUUGGUUUUAGUCCCAGUUUGAAAACAAAUUAAAGCAUGAGUGAAAAAAAAUCAAAAUCCAGUGUUAACGAUAUUUUUUUAACAAAUAAGAAGAAUGCGUUCCAUCCUCUGUGGUGAAAAAGUGUGUACGUGCAUGUGUAUUUAUUGAAGGAUUGUUUCCGAAUUGUCAUCAUUCAUGAUUUGGCAGAAAGUAAAUCCAUUAUUCCCUUGCACACAGACCACCUUUCCUUUAUUAAUUAUUAAUUAUUAUUAUUAUUACUAUUAUUCACAGAUUUAGGCACUGGUGCUUGGAAAUCUUUUUUCGCUCGGUUUGGGUUUUUUAAAUAUACAAUCAUAUUUGUAAUGUCAAGAUCCUCCCCCCCUGCCCCACCCCCCGUUCUGAUUGUAACUCUGAAAGUCAAAUAUGUUGAAUCUAAUAAUGGCUGUUUGGAUUUUUGUGUACUUUCUGAUUUUGUGCAGUUCAGCUGAUUAAAAUGGGUGGUGUUUUUGCAA